Dibothriocephalus latus is the source of this 327-nucleotide messenger RNA. The record is from the annotation of a GenBank genome assembly. NCBI's taxonomy places the organism in Eukaryota, Metazoa, Platyhelminthes, Cestoda, Diphyllobothriidea, Diphyllobothriidae.
AUGAUAAACAGCAUUGCAACCCUACUUAAUGUAGCUCUGCGGGUGAUUACCGGUCUUUUUCAAAUUGCGGAAUGGUUCAUGCAGCACUCGCCAUACUGUAUUUAUGGUGAAGCAGACUUCGACGGUCUCUACCUCUCGCUUGUCCUGCAUUCACUGACCUCCGAUGACAGAACAGAAUCAACACAGCCGAAUGCGGCCAUGGAUCUCGUGGCUAACGAAGGUGGAUCGAAAGUCUACGUAUGUUACACACACAAGCUGGCCCCUAACUCCACGUGUGAGAAAGAGUGGCAUACUGGUGGUAUUGGUAAGCGGUCACGUGCAACAUGA